This is a messenger RNA of Sorghum bicolor (sorghum), 495 nucleotides long. RefSeq lists its product as uncharacterized. The transcript has a single exon. The coding region runs from base 1 to 495 and encodes 164 amino acids. The record is from RefSeq and is a predicted model, not a curated record. Lineage: Eukaryota; Viridiplantae; Streptophyta; Magnoliopsida; Poales; Poaceae.
AUGCUAAAAGUUCGAGGCCAUUACCUGGACAACCAAUGGGUCGUGCCUUACAACCCUUGCUUGCUACGUACCUUCAACUGCCAAAUAAAUGUUGAGGCUUGUGGGAGCAUUAGAUCAGUAAAGUAUCUAUUCAAGUACAUAUACAAGGGACAUGAUAGGGCAUCAGUGGUGAUGAGGGAGACCGACAAAGCAGACGAGAAAGGAAACAUUGAUGAGAUCAAACAGUAUAGAGACGCCCGGUGGGUGACACCUCCAGAAGCUCUAUGGAGGAUAUAUGGCUUUGACUUGAGCAAGAACCAUCCACCAGUACAGCAGCUACAGCUUCAUCUACCCAACAUGCACAUGGUGGCAUUUCAUAAACGGGACAAGGUCGAACGGAUCAUUAAUAGACCAGGUGUAGAGGAGUCAAUGUUGACAGCAUACUUUGAUGCAAACAAGCAUAAUGAGGAAGCUCGUGAAAUCUUAUAUCGGGACUUUCCAGAGCAUUUUACCUAG